Molecule: messenger RNA, 3267 nt
Organism: Cynoglossus semilaevis (tongue sole)
Lineage: Eukaryota; Metazoa; Chordata; Actinopteri; Pleuronectiformes; Cynoglossidae
Product: proton myo-inositol cotransporter-like
Exons: 10
Coding region: 714-2597 (627 amino acids)
Biological process (GO): myo-inositol transport; transmembrane transport
Cellular component (GO): apical plasma membrane
Molecular function (GO): myo-inositol:proton symporter activity
Source: RefSeq, a predicted model, not a curated record
CGUUAUGACGUGUUUUUAAAAUCCUACAAAAAAAAAAAAAAAAAAAAAAAAUCCCUCAACGCACGGUUGAAGCCGAGACACUUGUUAUAAUUAACUUUGACAGAGUCUUUGGAGCUGGACGUGUUAUUAGAACAGCACCAGUGUGAAAGUUCAUCUCCGAACCAACUCUUGUUUAAUCUGCUGCUGCUGUUGAAGCUGUUCUAGUAUAUUCUCUGUACAAUAGCUUUUUGUAUUAUAUUUUUUCUAAUUUAUAUAUUAUAACUUAUAAACCAUUGGUUCUUAACUAUAAGGAGCUGUUGUAACCAUUUAAAAUGAUGGCUGCUUAAUAACAAGCAGCCAUCAUUUUAAAUCCACCGUUUAAGGAACGUUAAUUGAAUAAUAAUUAUUAUUAUUAUGACAUGACAUGGUAUCGCUGCUGAGUUUUAAAUACUUUUCUCAGAGCAAAAGCUGCUGAAACAACAAAUCUGACUAAUGUUCUCAUUUACUACAAUCUCUGUUUUGUAUAACUGCACCUUUAUAUGCGUUAACUUCACAUUAAAAUGACUGCGUCGAGGACUAGUUUCAGACCUUAACAAACUGGUAACAAACUAGUAACAAACUUGGUGAUGCAAUGCUACUAAAAUCCUACUGUAAAUAACAUAUCUGUAACAGAUAUUCAGAAUGGCUGAAACCAGAUACUUCCCCAAAUCACUUAGCCCUGAGCCUCUGUGAGCAUGUCCUCUGUUUGUCCUAUGUCCUCCAGCAAAGACAAAUACAGCCUAAAACACAUGAGCCACUGUGUUGGCAGCAGCCGGCAAACAGCGGACAGUGAUGGAGAGCGGAGUCUCAUUGCACCUCCGUCUGGGGAGAUCGGCACCAGUGAUGAUGUCACGGACCAACAGCAGCACACGACAGGAUUUGUCUACGUUUUGGCUUUUUUUUCUGCCAUAGGAGGACUUCUGUUUGGCUACGACACUGGUGUGGUGUCUGGGGCCAUGCUGCUUCUCAAGAAGGAGAUGAACCUAAACGCUCUCUGGCAGGAGCUGCUGGUCUCCAGCACAGUUGGAGCGGCUGCCGUCUCUGCCCUAAGUGGAGGCUACCUAAAUGACUGGCUGGGCCGCAGGAUUUGCAUUCUCAUGUCCAGUUUCAUCUUCACGGUGGGUGGCAUCAUCAUGGGUUCAGCCCCAGACAAGGUGGUUCUUCUUGUGGGCAGAGUCACAGUUGGCCUCGGGAUAGGCUUAGCCUCCAUGACUGUUCCUGUCUACAUUGCUGAAGUUUCCCCUCCUCAGCAGAGAGGUCAACUUGUCACUGUGAACUCCCUCUUCAUCACUGGUGGUCAGUUCAUUUCCAGUGUGGUGGACGGUGCCUUCAGUUACCUAAGCCCCGGAGGAUGGAGGUACAUGCUGGGCCUCUCCUGUCUUCCUGCGGUGCUGCAGUUCGUUGGCUUUUUAUUCCUGCCCGAAAGCCCCCGCUGGCUUCUCCAAAAAGGCCGCAGCCAGGAGGCUCAGCAAGUUCUCAGCCAGAUCCGAGGUGGCCAGAACGUUGACGAUGAGUAUGACACCAUCAAGACCAGCAUCGAGGAGGAAGGGAAGGACGCAGGCGCAGGAGGCAUCGUCUUCCUGCAGAUCCUCAACCACGGUCCGACACGCCGGGCUCUGAUUGUGGGCUGUGGUCUCCAGAUGUUUCAGCAGCUGUCGGGUAUAAACACUGUCAUGUACUACAGCGCCACCAUUCUGCAGAUGGCAGGAGUGCGGGACGAUAAACAGGCCAUUUGGUUAACCACCGUAACGUCUGCCACUAACUUUGUGUUCUCGCUGGUUGGAGUCUGGCUUGUAGACAAAGUCGGCCGCAGAAAGUUGACACUGGGGAGUCUCCUGGGAACUGGUUUGAGUCUCACCUUGUUGGCAGUUGGAUUCUUGCUGUCUGCCCAAAACUCUCCACCUAUCACCCUCCACCCAGGUGAUCCUGACAACUCCACCUGCACACAGUACAGGUUCUGUGAGGCCUGCAUGUUGGAUCCAACCUGUGGUUUUUGCUUUCGUGAAAACGGAACUCAAGUGUACGACUCCUCCUGUGUUCCUGUCAAUCCGGUGUCCAUAGAUCAUGCAUCAUGGGGGAGAUGUUCAAAUAUGUCUGAGGUAAGCAACAGUCCAAACUGGGCCUACAACUUCUGUCCCACAUCCUACUCUGGUGUUGUCCUGAUGGGCCUCAUCCUCUACCUUGCGUUCUUCGCUCCAGGCAUGGGUUCAAUGCCCUGGACUGUGAAUUCAGAGAUCUACCCUCUGUGGGCCCGCAGCACCGGCAACGCCUGCUCAGCCGGGGUCAACUGGAUCAGCAACGUCUUGGUUUCUCUCACCUUCCUUCAUAUUGCCCAGUUUCUCACCUAUUAUGGGGCCUUCUUCCUCUACUCCGGCCUGGUGGUUCUGGGUCUCAUCUUUGUCCUGGGCUGCCUCCCUGAGACCCAGGGUCUGCAGUUGGAGGACAUUGAAAACCUGUUUGCCGGUCAACUCUGCUCCUGUGGAACAACCACAUCCAAGGGCAACCGUCACGUCCACUACACCCGGGUAAAGGGCAGCAACUGUCCCCUAUCUGACAACGAUGCCUCUGAUGUAGACUAGACUAUUAUUUGCUAUGCGGUGCUGCUCCCUGGUGGCUGAACUCAACUAUACAUCCAACAUCAGACCUGUCACAAUGGGCAUAUAUUCUGUUUCUUUGGAGACUGUGGGUUUUCUUAUUUCUGCGGGGGUCAUUUCUCUUUCUGUUUGUCUUUUUUUGUUUAAAUUUCUCAACAUGUUCUGAGUUAAUAAAUAUAUAAUAAUAGAAAUAUUAUUUCUAUUACAUAUUAUUAUAAUGUAUAUUAAAAUGUGCAAUGUUUUACUUCAACACUCCAAUCAUUCAGCUGUGGCUGUUAAUCCAAUGAACAGAUAUUUGAACGUGGGCAUCAGUUUUGAACUGUUUCUGCCUGAUGGGUUCAAAAGUAGAUCUGUUACUGUUGUUUUUUAUUGCUGAGUCAAUGAAGUGGAUUUUUAAGCGAGUCCUUGACAAGACGCAACCAACGAAAUUUCAAAUAAUUCAAAUAAUUAAGAAUGCCGCCAAAAACUGUAAUCAAGCAGCUAAACAGACCAAAUGUAACUGAUGUUGAUGGUGUUGACGGCCAACAGAAGAGGAGACUCAUCCACCUCUGGAGUUGGUUGACUUGUUAAGAAGCAACACCAAAAACUAAUGGACAUUUACCAAGUCUUUUGCUUAUUGUAUUGUAAAUAAAUAGUGUCACCAGAUUAAACAGUA